GCCGGUUGACGUCGCCGCAGUGCCGCUGGCCUCCACUGCUGCCCCGGCUCUGCUCCUCCGCCCCAUGGGCGUCCGAGGCUGGCGGCGGCGGAGCUGGAGCUGCGCAGGCUGAGGGUGCAGGCAUCGACGGAGGUCCCGGCUCGGGCCUUCCGCUCUGUCAGACUUAAGAUGAAACGCUACAGAAGGGCCUUCAGAAGUGGAAAGAUAAACAACAUUGAAGAUUAAAAAAAUACGUUGUGCCUUUAGAUGUUCUGAAAAAAUAUCAGUAAUGGAUCAAAGGAAGAAUGACAGCAUUGUCCCCAGUAUCACUCAAUUAGAAGAUUUUCUUACAGAACACAAUUCCAAUGUUGUUUGGCUUCUUGUUGCUACCAUUUUGUCUUGUGGAUGGAUUAUUUAUCUCACCUACUAUAAUUCUCGGAAUGUUGGUCUUAUUUUAACACUGGUCCUUAAUAGAUUGUAUAAACAUGGCUAUAUCCAUAUUGGUUCCUUCUCUUUCUCUGUUCUCUCUGGCAAAGUCAUGGUUCGUGAAAUAUAUUACAUUACAGAAGAUAUGUCUAUUAGGAUUCAAGAUGGAUUUAUCAUUUUUCGGUGGUGGAAAAUGUAUAACCCAAAGCAGAAACAACAUGAUCCAAAGGCAGAAACCAGAUUAUAUAUCACAGUUAAUGACUUUGAAUUUCAUGUCUACAAUCGUUCGGAUCUUUAUGGACGUCUUCAAGAGUUGUUUGGUUUGGAACCAACUAUAAUUCCACCCAAGAAGGAUGAUGAUAAGACAAGGGAAAAUGGAAGAACAAGAACUCAAUCCAAAAUCGAAAGAGUUAAAGUAAAAACAGAGUCUCAAGACCCCACAUCUUCGUGGAGAUCACUUAUCCCAGUUAUUAAGGUCAAUGUGAGCACAGGACGUUUGGCCUUUGGGAACCAUUACCAACCUCAGACUCUGUGCAUCAACUUUGAUGAUGCUUUCUUAACGUACACUACAAAACCACCUUCAAGUCAUCUUGACCAGUUCAUGCACAUUGUGAAAGGAAAGCUUGAAAAUGUUCGAGUAAUGCUUGUUCCUAGUCCAAGAUAUGUUGGUCUUCAAAACGAUGAACCACCGAGACUCAUGGGAGAGGGUUUUGUGGUGAUGCAGUCAAAUGAUGUUGACAUCUACUAUUACAUGGAUGAGCCAGGACUUGUUCCAGAAGAAACAGAAGAGAAUCUAGAAGGAGAAAUAAGCAGUGAAGAUUGCAAAUUACAAGACUUACCUCCAUGCUGGGGACUAGAUAUUGUCUGUGGUAAAGGAACAGAUUUUAAUUAUGGACCCUGGGCUGACAGACAGAGAGAUUGUUUAUGGAAGUUUUUCUUUCCACCUGACUAUCAAGUUCUGAAAGUUUCUGAGAUCGCACAGCCUGGGAGACCAAGACAGAUCCUUGCAUUUGAACUACGAAUGAAUAUUAUUGCAGAUGCUACCAUUGACCUGCUGUUUACUAAAAACAGGGAAACAAAUGCUGUACAUGUAAAUGUAGGGGCUGGCUCAUAUUUAGAAAUUAAUAUUCCAAUGACAGUUGAAGAAAAUGGUUACACUCCUGCAAUUAAAGGACAACUAUUACAUGUUGAUGCUACUACCAGCAUGCAGUAUCGAACCCUGUUAGAAGCAGAAAUGUUAGCAUUUCACAUCAAUGCCAGCUACCCCAGGAUUUGGAACAUGCCACAGACCUGGCAGUGUGAAUUAGAGGUUUAUAAAGCCACCUACCACUUCAUCUUUGCACAGAAGAACUUCUUUACAGAUCUGAUUCAAGAUUGGUCUAGUGAUAAUGCUCCAGAUAUUUUUUCAUUUGUUCCAUACACAUGGAAUUUUAAAAUCAUGUUCCAUCAAUUUGAAAUGAUUUGGGCUGCCAAUCAACAUAACUGGAUUGACUGUUCCACUAAACAACAGGAAAAUGUAUAUCUGGCAGCCUGUGGGGAAACAUUGAACAUUGAUUUUUCUUUGCCUUUUACGGACUUUGUUCCAGCUACGUGUAAUACCAGAUUCUCCUUAAGAGGAGAAGAUGUUGAUCUUCAUUUAUUUCUACCAGAUUGCCACCCUAGUAAAUAUUCAUUAUUCAUGCUGGUAAAGAAUUGUCACCCAAAUAAAAUGGUUCCUGAAACUGGUAUUCCUGCUGAGUGUCAGAGUGGCCAGAAAACAGUUAAACCAAAAUGGCGCAACGUUACUCAGGAAAAGGCUGGUUGGGUUGAAUGCUGGACUGUCCCAAGUGUCAUGCUUACCAUUGAUUAUACCUGGCAUCCAAUUUAUCCACAAAAAGCAGAUGAACAGCUAAAACAGUCAUUGUCAGAAAUGGAAGAAACAAUGCUAUCUGUAUUAAGGCCAGCCCAGAAAACAUCAGAGAGAGUUGUUUCUUCUCCAUCUACUUCACCACGCCCUCCUGUUGAUCCCUCAGAACUUCCACCUGACAAACUUCAUGUGGAAAUGGAACUGUCCCCAGAUUCUCAGAUAACUCUCUAUGGACCGCUCUUAAAUGCCUUUUUGUGUAUAAAGGAAAACUACUUUGGAGAAGAUGACAUGUACAUGGAUUUUGAAGAGGCUGUCUCAAGCCCUGUCCUGUCACUGUCAACAUCCUCCAGUUCUGGGUGGACCGGUGUUGGAGUGGACAGUGACAAAAAAGAAAAUGAAAGUUCAACCAAAUCGAUUCAUCCACUUGCCUUGCGUCCCUGGGAUAUUACAGUGCUUGUUAAUUUGUAUAAAGUUCAUGGGCGUCUUCCUGUGCAUGGAACUACUGAUGGUCCUGAAUGCCCAACAGCAUUCUUGGAAAGACUGUGUUUUGAAAUGAAAAAAGGAUUCAGGGAGACCAUGCUGCAACUUGUCUUGUCACCCUUGAAUGUGUUUGUCAGUGAUAACUAUCAGCAGCGACCACCUGUGGAUGAAGUACUCAGAGAAGGCCACAUCAAUUUGUCAGGUCUCCAGCUGAGAGCACAUGCAAUGUUUUCAGCAGAAGGUCUUCCCUUAGGAAGUGAUUCUUUAGAAUACGCAUGGCUGAUUGAUGUGCAGGCUGGAAACCUUACAGCUAAAGUCACAGCACCACAGCUGGCAUGUCUCUUAGAAUGGGGGCAGACGUUUGUUUUUCAUGUGGUAUGUCGGGAAUAUGAACUGGAAAGACCAAAGUCAGUAAUAAUAUGCCAGCAUGGAAUUGAUCGUCGGGUCUGUGAAUCCAAGUUGAGUUGUAUUCCUGGGCCUUGUCCAACAUCAGAUGAUUUAAAAUACACCAUGACUCGUUUAGCAGUAGAUGGAGCUGAUAUUUAUAUUGUGGAACAUGGUUGUGCUGCAAAUAUAAAGAUGGGUGCAAUUCGGGUCGCAAAUUGUAACCUCCACAACCAGUCAGUUGGGGAAGGAAUAAGUGCUGCAAUUCAGGACUUUCAAGUGAGACAGUAUAUUGAACAAUUAAAUAACUGCAGAAUUGGACUUCAGCCAGCAGUGCUACGGAGAGCCUACUGGCUGGAAGCUGGGUCAGCCAACUUAGGUCUUAUAACAGUUGAUAUUGCACUAGCUGCUGAUCACCAUUCUAAACAUGAGGCACAAAGACAUUUCUUGGAAACUCACGAUGCCAGAACUAAAAGGUUGUGGUUUUUGUGGCCAGAUGACACCUUAAAGAAUAAGAAGUGCAGAAACAAGUGUGGUUGUCUUGGUGGUUGCAGAUUCUUUGGUGGCACAGUAACUGGCCUAGAUUUCUUCAAACUUGAAGAGCUGACACCUUCCAGUAGCUCUGCAUUUUCAAACAUAACUGCGGAAUCUGAUAUGUAUUACGGCCAGUCUUUGCUGCACCCUGGAGAGUGGAUCAUUACUAAAGAAAUCCCUAAAACUGUAGAUGGAAAUGUGAAUGGUACGAAGAGGAAGGAAUGGGAAAACAAAUCAGUGGGAAUAGAAGUCGAGAGGAAAGCUCAGCACCUUAGUCUUCAGGUGCCCUUACGGUCCCACAGUUCAUCCUCUUCCUCAGAGGAGAAUAGCAGCUCAAGUGCUGUGCAGCCCUUACUGGCUGGUGAGAAGGAAAGCCCCUCUUCUGUUGCUGAUGACCACUUGGUUCAGAAAGAUUUCUUACAUGGUACCAAAAGAGAUGAUGGCCAAGCAAGUAUUCCUACAGAAAUUUCAGGAACCAGUCCUGUAUCUCCUAACACCCAAGACAAGUCAGUAGGACAGUCUCCUCUUAGAUCUCCUUUGAAGCGGCAAGCCUCUGUGUGUUCCACCCGACUUGGUAGUACUAAGAGCCUCACUGCUGCUUUUUAUGGAGACAAACAGCCUGUUACAGUUGGAGUCCAGUUUAGUAGUGAUGUCUCUCGAAGUGAUGAGAAUGUGCUAGACUCACCAAAACAGAGGAGAAGUUUUGGUUCAUUCCCAUACACACCAUCAGCUGACUCUAAUUCAUUUCAUCAGUAUCGGUCAAUGGAUUCCAGUAUGUCAAUGGCUGAUAGUGAAGCCUACUUCUCUGCAGCUGAAGAGUUUGAGCCCAUUAGCAGUGAUGAAGGUCCUGGAACUUACCCUGGUAGAAAAAAGAAGAAAAAGCAAAUGCAACAGAUUGACUACAGUAGGGGUUCUAUAUAUCACAGUGUAGAAGGACCACUUACUGUCCAUGGAGAAAGCAUUACAGAUCCUCGAACUCUUCCAUUCAAAACUCACCCUUCCCAGGCUUCCUUUGUUUCUGCAUUAGGUGGUGAAGAUGAAGUCAUAGAACAUCUGUACAUUGUGGAAGGUGAGAAAACAGGAGAGACUGAGCAGAUCACGUCUCAACAGCCUGUGAUGAGUUGCUAUCAGACUUACCUUACUCAGUUUCAGGUAACUAACUGGUCUGUUAAACAUCCUACCAACAAAAGAACCUCCAAGUCCUCAUUGCAUCGCCCCCUUGACCUAGAUACUCCAACCAGUGAAGAAAGCUCAUCAUCAUUUGAACAACUUUCUGUUCCGAUAUUUAAGGUCAUCAAACAGGGACUCACUGCUAAUUCCUUGCUAGACAGAGGAAUGCAACUUUCAGGAUCAACUUCAAACACACCAUAUACUCCAUUAGACAAGAAAAUUGUUGAUAAUACAGAUGAUGAAACAUUAACAGAAGAGUGGACCCUGGACCAGCCUGUUGCUCAGACCAAGACAACAGCCAUUGUUGAAGUAAAAGGAACUGUUGAUGUUGUUCUGACUCCACUGGUGGCUGAAGCCUUAGACAGAUAUAUUGAAGCUAUGGUUCACUGUGCUAGUACCCGGCACCCAGCUGCAAUUGUAGAUGAUCUUCACACCAAAGUCCUUAGAGAAGCUGUCCAAAAUAGUAAGACUACCUUCUCAGAAAAUUUGUCCCCUAAGCAAGAUGUUCGAGGGACAAAAACUGAGCAACCUGUGAUAGGAACAACUAACCAGGGACAAAUUCAGACAAAUGCUACAACAAAGCAAGAUAAUGUGACAAUUAAAGGUCUGCAGGCUAAUGUGAGCAUACCAAAGGUUAACUUAUGCUUGUUACAAGCCUCAGUGGAAGAAUCUCCAGCCUCAGUUCCUAGUAGAAGUGUGACUCAUGUUUCCCUGGUGGCUUUGUGUUUUGACAGAAUUGCUACACAAGUUCGUAUGAACAGAGGUGUGGUUGAAGAGACUUCAAAUAAUGUAGACCCUAGUAAAACAUCAAAUUUUGAUAGAUAUGUUCAUGCCAGCAAGAUGCAGCCACAGUCAUCUGGGUCACUUAGAUCAAAUGCUGGAGCAGAGAAAGGCAAGGAAAUUGCUGCCAAGUUGAAUAUCCAUCGAGUCCAUGGGCAACUUAGAGGUCUUGAUACUACAGACAUCGGGACCUGUGCCAUCACUGCCAUUCCCUUUGAGAAGUCCAAAGUUUUAUUUACUCUUGAAGAGUUGGAUGAAUUUACUUUUGUAGAUGAGACGGAUCAGCACGCUAUCCCAGAUGUAACACGGAUAGGUCCCAGUCAAGAAAAAUGGGGCUGGAUAAUGUUUGAAUGUGGACUUGAAAAUUUAACUAUAAAAGGAGGAAGACAGUCUGGGGCAGUUUUAUAUAACAGUUUUGGAAUUAUGGGUAAGACUAAUGUCACAGAAAGGGGUGGAGUGCUGACAUCCAAUAAUUCUUCUGAUUCUCCUACGGGCAGCGGCUACAAUACUGAUGUCUCUGAUGAUAACCUUCCAUGUGACCGGACCAGUCCUUCCUCUGACAUAAAUGGAAACUCAGUCUCAGAUGAACAAGAUGAAGGAGUUGAAUCUGAUGAUUUGAAAAAAGAUCUACCUCUAAUGCCACCACCUCCAGAUUCAUGUAGCAUGAAAUUAACUAUUAAAGAAAUUUGGUUUAGUUUUGCAGCUCCCACCAAUGUGAGAUCUCUUACACAUGCAUUUUCUAGGCAGCUGAAUCUUUUAAGCACUGCAACCCCAGCUGUUGGUGCAUGGCUUGUUCCCAUUGAUCAACUCAAGUCAUCUUUAAACAAAUUAGAGACUGAGGGAACCUUGAGAAUUUGUGCUGUUAUGGGAUGCAUAAUGACAGAAGCAUUAGAGAAUAAAAGUGUACAUUUCCCUUUAAGAAGUAAAUACAAUAGACUUACAAAAGUUGCUCGCUUUCUCCAAGAAAAUCCUUCAUGUUUACUAUGUAAUAUUCUACACCACUACCUCCACCAAGCAAAUUACUCCAUCAUUGAUGAUGCCACAAUGAGUGAUGGGCUUCCUGCAUUGGUAACCUUAAAGAAAGGAUUAGUUGCUUUGGCACGGCAGUGGAUGAAGUUCAUUGUGGUGACACCUGCCUUUAAAGUAGUUAACUUACACCGACCAGCUCAGCCACUGAAACCUCCAGCUGCUAUGGACCAGGAACAUGAAGAUGGACUUGGCCUGGAUAAUGGAGGUGGUCUUCAAAGUGAUACCAGUGCUGAUGGUGCAGAAUUUGAGUUUGAUGCAGCCACAAUCAGUGAACACACAAUGCUUCUAGAAGGAACAGCUAACCGGCCACCACCUGGGAGCUCUGGACCUGUCACUGGAGCAGAAAUAAUGAGGAAACUUUCUAAAACUCAUACCCAUAGUGACUCUGCAUUAAAAAUAAAGGGAAUUCAUCCAUAUCAUUCUCUGAGUUACACCAGUGGAGACACUGCGACGGAUUCUCCAGUGCAUGUUGGACGUGCUGGGAUGCCAGUAAAGGAGAGUCCAAGGAAGGAGAGCCUUCUCAGCUAUCUGACUGGAAGCUUCCCAAGCCUGCACAACCUUCUGGAAGGCACUCCUCAGAGAAGUAGUGCAGCUGUGAAAAGUAGCUCCCUAACAAGAACAGGAAAUACAGUGGCCACUGACAUGUUGUCUGAACAUCCUUUGUUAUCUGAGCCAUCAUCUGUGAGUUUUUAUAAUUGGAUGUCAAAUGCUGUGGGUAAUCGUGGAAGCGUGGUACAAGAAUCUCCCAUUACAAAGUCAGGACAUAACAGUCUUCCAACAGGAGUUGCACCCAAUCUUCCUACGAUACCAUCAGCCUCAGAUUUCAACACCGUUCUGUCUAGUGAUCAGAAUACUCUGGAUGGGACACAUUCUCAGCACAGUACUAGUCAAGAUGAUGUGGCAGGCGUGGAAGAAGCAAAUCAAGGCUUUCCUGCUGUUCAACUUGCUGAUGCACAGGUUGUUUUUAAACCUCUUCUGAGUCAUACUGGGAUCCAGUCACAGGACACAAUGCCACUCUGUUACCGGAUGUACUUUGGAGAACAUCUUUCAUUUUCAGGAACUUUGGACUGCCUCAGAGCAGAUAUUGUAGAUUCAGACACAGCUAAAGACAGGAAAGGCAAAAGAGCAAGAAGGCAAGGCCAUGUGAAUCUUCCUCCGCUUGAGUUCAAACCAGCAUUAAUGUUGGAAACCUUCAGCAUCAGUGCUGUUGUGAUGGAAAAGUCAGUGUGUACUCCUCAGAACCCUACCAGUGCUCUUUCCUUUCAUGAUCUCAAUAAGCGCUAUUACAACACCUUCCACUGCAACUUUACUAUUUCCUGCCAGUCAAUAAGUCAACAUGUGGAUAUGGCUCUGGUUCGUCUUAUCCAUCAGUUCAGUACAAUGAUAGAUGACAUCAAAGCAACUCAGACCGACAUUAAACUUAGUAGAUACACAGCUGGAUCAGCUUCUCCUACACCUACCUUCAAAACCAGAAAACACCGGGAUUUCCGUUCAUCUGACUUCAGCCGUAGUUCUAGAGGAAGUCUCAAUGGUGGGAACAGAGUAAAUAAUGCUAAGAACAAACGGGCUAACAAUGAGAACAACAAAAAAGAAUCCCGAAACAAAAAUUCACUAGGAAGGUCUGAAAGAAGAACUUCAAAAGUAUCUAGGAAAGGUUCGAAAGAUGUAGUGGAUCACAUGACCAUCCAUAUGGAUGACUCAGAUUCUAUUACAGUGUCAGAACAAAGUGAGCCUUCGGCUGAGUGCUGGCAGAAUAUGUAUAAAUUGCUUAACUUCUACUCACUUAUCUCAGAUCCAACAGGAAUAUUGGAAAAAUCGUCAGAAACAUUUGGACCAGCAGGUGUUCGGAGUCCUACAGAGCCAACAUGUAGAGUUGUGUUUGAGAAUGAACAAGACAACAACAGUUUGACUAAAACACAGAGAAAACGUAGUCUGGUAACCUCUGAGCCUCAGCAUGUUACUUUAAUUGUGUUUGGGAUUGGCAUGGUGAACCGCACACACCUAGAGGCAGAUAUUGGUGGACUGACAAUGGAGUCAGAGCUGAAAAGGAUCCAUGGCAGUUUCACUCUUAAGGAAAAAAUGAAAGAUGUUUUACAUCAAAAGAUGACUGAGACAUGUGCUACUGCUCACAUUGGUGGGGUUAAUAUUGUGCUACUUGAAGGGAUCACACCAAAUAUACAAUUGGAGGAUUUUCCUACAUCUCCUACAAGUACAGCCAAACAAGAGUUUCUAACUGUGGUGAAAUGUAGUAUUGCCAAGUCCCAAGCCCUCUACAGUGCCCAGAGGGGGUUGAAGACAAACAAUGCUGCAGUAUUCAAAGUAGGAGCUAUCAGUAUCAACAUCCCUCAGCAUCCUGCCACCUUACACAGCAUGAUGGUUCGAAGCUCUCACCAAUUAUCCAAACAAAUCUCAGACCUUAUUAGACAGCCUUCCACAGUCCCACAGCCUAUGAAAGAAGAUAUUGCAACCCCACUGCCUUCUGAAAAAACUCCAACAAGUGUUAAUCAAACUCCUAUUGAAACAAAUGAAUUUCCUCAACUACCAGAAGGUUUAGAGAAGAAGCCUAUUGUUCUCAAAUUUAGCGCCAUGCUAGAUGGCAUAGCCAUUGGAGCAGCACUCUUACCAUCACUGAAAGCAGAGUACAAGAUGGGGAGAAUGAGAAGCCAUGGAAUGACAGGUGCACAGACAAGGUUUACAUUUGAGUUACCAAAUCAUAGAUUGCGUUUUACUUCAAAAGUUUCUGCAACAGAUAUGUCAACUAUCCCUCCUUCUGCAAGUCUUAAUCUUCCACCUGUUACCAUGUCAGGGAAAUAUAUCAUGGAAGAACAUGAUAGUUACUCAGAUCAAGUGUGGAGCAUAGAUGAGCUGCCUUCUAAACAGGGCUACUAUUUACAAGGAAAUUAUCUACGUUGUGUAGCAGAAGUUGGUUCCUUUGAACACAAUCUCACAACAGAUCUUUUAAACCACUUGGUGUUUGUACAAAAAGUAUUCAUGAAGGAAGUGAAUGAAGUAAUACAGAAGGUGUCUGAUCUUGCAAAGCAAAGGAGGCAUAAUCAAAAUUUUCAGAAAUACGUAAUUAAGAAUAUGUCGAUGGGUAUUCAGGUAACAGCCACCACUCCUUCAAUGAGAGCUGUGAGAUUUGAAACUGGACUGAUUGAACUGGAACUUUCAAACCGACUUCAAACCAAAGCUUCACCAGGAAGUAGCAGCUAUCUGAAACUCUUUGGUAAAUGCCAAGUAGACUUAAAUCUGGCAUUAGGGCAAAUUGUCAAACAUCAGGUUUAUGAGGAAGCUGGUUCUGAUUUUCAUCAAGUUGCCUAUUUUAAAACUAGAAUUGGAUUAAGGAAUGCCCUUCGAGAAGAAAUCAGUGGUUCUUCAGAUAGGGAAGCUGUGCUUAUUACUUUGAAUAGACCAAUAGUUUAUGCACAACCUGUGGCCUUUGAUAGAGCUGUGCUGUUUUGGUUGAAUUAUAAGGCUGCCUAUGACAACUGGAAUGAACAACGAAUGGCUUUACAUAAGGAUAUUCAUAUGGCGACAAAGGAAGUGGUAGACAUGCUCCCUGGUAUCCAGCAAACAUCAGCCCAGGCCUUUGGGACUCUCUUCCUCCAGCUGACUGUGAAUGAUCUAGGAAUUUGCCUCCCUAUAACAAAUACUGCACAGUCUAAUCACACUGGGGACCUUGACACCGGCUCUGCUCUAGUGCUAACCAUUGAAAGUACCCUCAUCACUGCAUGUUCCUCAGAGUCUCUGGUUAGCAAAGGCCAUUUCAAGAACUUCUGUAUCCGUUUUGCUGAUGGCUUUGAGACAUCGUGGGAUGACUGGAAACCAGAGAUCCGUGGAGAUCUAGUCAUGAAUGCUUGUGUAGUUCCAGAUGGCACCUAUGAAGUUUGUUCAAGGACUACAGGACAAGCUGCAGCUGAAAGUAGUAGUGCUGGAACAUGGACUCUCAAUGUGUUGUGGAAAAUGUGUGGGAUUGAUGUCCACAUGGACCCUAACAUUGGCAAAAGGCUUAAUGCUCUGGGAAACACCCUUACAACACUGACAGGAGAGGAAGAUAUAGAUGACAUUGCUGACCUCAAUUCAGUGAACAUAGCUGACCUGUCAGAUGAAGACGAAGUCGAUACUAUGUCUCCCACAAUCCAUACUGAAACUAUAGAUUAUCGAAGACAAGGAACAUCAUCUAGCCAGCCAGGAGAACCCAGAGGAAGAAAGAUUAUGAAACGUUUAGUGGACAUCAGAGAACUGAAUGAACAGGCGAAAGUCAUAGAUGAUCUUAAAAAAUUGGGUGCAAGUGAAGGAACCAUAAACCAGGAAAUUCAGCGUUACCAACAGCUGGAGUCUGUGGCUGUGAAUGACAUCCGAAGAGAUGUUCGUAAAAAGUUACGGAGAUCCAGUAUGCGAGCUGCUUCCCUCAAGGAUAAGUGGGGUUUAGGUUACAAACCAAGUUACAGCCGAUCAAAGAGCAUUUCAGCUUCUGGAAGACCACCUCUUAAGAGAAUGGAAAGAGCAAGUUCUCGAAUAGGAGAAACUGAUGAGCUUCCAGAAAUCCGUGUGGAUGCGGCAUCUCCUGGACCCAGAGUAACUUUUAACAUCCAGGAUACAUUUCCAGAGGAGACAGAACUGGAUCUUUUGUCAGUAACUAUUGAAGGUCCAUCACAUUACUCAUCAAACAGUGAAGGAUCAUGCUCGGUGUUCAGCUCUCCCAAAACCACAGGAAGCUUUUCACCAAAUGUCCCUUUCCAAUCUGAAGAUGGACGACGGGAUGACAGUAUGUCUUCUACCAGUGAAGACUCUGAAAAGGAUGAAAAAGAUGAAGACCGUGAGAGGGAAAGAUUCUAUAUUUAUAGGAAGCCCUCACAUACCUCUCGGAAGAAAGCCACAGGCUUUGCUGCUGUUCAUCAACUUCUUACUGAACGCUGGCCUACAACACCAGUCAACCGAAGUCUUAGUGGCACAGCUACUGAGAGAAAUAUUGACUUUGAACUUGAUAUACGGGUAGAAAUUGACAGUGGGAAAUGUGUCCUCCACCCGACCACUCUUUUGCAGGAGCAUGAUGAUAUAAGUUUAAGAAGGAGUUAUGAUCGAAGUUCUAGGAGUUUAGAUCAAGAUUCUCCUUCAAAAAAGAAAAAAUUUCAAACUAAUUAUGCUUCUACGACUCAUUUAAUGACGGGCAAGAAAGUGCCAUCCUCUCUGCAGACCAAGCCCAGUGACUUAGAAACAACAGUGUUUUAUAUUCCUGGAGUGGACGUAAAGUUGCAUUACAAUUCUAAGACAUUAAAGACCGAAUCACCUAAUGCCUCCAGAGGAUCUUCCUUGCCUAGAACACUCUCCAAAGAGUCCAAGUUGUAUGGUAUGAAAGAUAACGCAGCAUCUCCUUCUUCUCCUCCUUUACCUUGUACUGUCCAGAGCAAGACUAACACCUUACUUCCUCCCCAACCCCCACCUAUUCCCUCAGCCAAAGGAAAAAGCAGUGGAGGAGUAAAAACAGCCAAGCUCUAUGCCUGGGUAGCACUUCAGUCAUUACCAGAAGAAAUGGUUAUUAGCCCUUGUCUAUUGGACUUUCUGGAGAAGGCUCUGGAAACUAUCCCAAUUACACCAAUUGAAAGGAAUUAUACAGCAGUCAGCUCACAAGAUGAAGAUAUGGGGCAUUUUGAAAUCCCAGACCCUAUGGAAGAAUCAACAACAUCCCUAGUGUCAUCUUCAACGUCUGCUUACUCUUCCUUCCCUGUAGAUGUUGUGGUUUAUGUUCGAGUUCAGCCUUCACAGAUCAAAUUUAGUUGUUUGCCAGUAUCAAGAGUAGAAUGCAUGCUAAAGCUGCCAUCCCUAGACUUGGUUUUUUCUUCAAACCGAGGAGAACUGGACACUUUGGGGACUACGUACCCUGCAGAGAUCUUGUCCCCUGGUGGUAAUGCUCCUCAGAGUGGGACAAAGACUUCUGCCAGCAAAGCUGGAAUACCAGGCUCAUCAGGAUUAGGGAGCCCACUUGGCCGAAGUCGACACAGUAGCAGUCAGUCAGAUCUCACUGGCUCCAGCAGCAGCUCAUCUGGCCUGAGCUUCACUGCAUGCAUGUCUGACUUUUCCCUGUAUGUGUUUCACCCCUAUGGUGCAGGGAAGCAGAAGUCCACGGUUUCUGGUCUUACAUCUGGAUCAGGAGGACUAGGGAAUGUAGAUGAAGAACCUACUUCAGUCACUGGUCGAAAAGACUCGUUAAGUAUAAACCUUGAGUUUGUAAAAGUGAGCUUGUCUCGGAUAAGGCGAUCAGGAGGUGCCUCAUUUUUUGAAAGUCAGUCUAUAAGCAAGUCUGCAAGCAAAAUGGACACUACAUUAAUCAAUAUAUCUGCUGUUUGUGAUAUAGGGUCCGCUUCGUUUAAGUAUGAUAUGCGCAGACUCAGUGAAAUUUUGGCGUUUCCAAGAGCCUGGUACAGGAGAAGUAUUGCAAGGCGCCUGUUCCUUGGAGACCAAACUGUAAAUUUACCAACAUCUGGUCCAGGGACUCCUGAUUCCAUUGAAGGGGUUAGCCAGCACCUUUCUCCUGAGUCAUCAAGGAAAGCAUACUGCAGGACCUGGGAUCAGCCAAGUCAGUCAGCCUCUUUCACUCAUAUGCCUCAGUCACCCAACGUGUUCAAUGAGCACAUGACCAAUAGUACCAUGUCACCAGGGUCAGCAGCACAGAACCUCAAGUCCCCAGCUUCCAUAAGAUCAAGGAGUGUGUCAGACUCUUCAGUUCCUCGAAGAGAUUCAAUUUCCAAAACAUCAACACCUGUUAACAAAUCAAACAAAGCAGCAAGCCAGCAAGGAACUCCAUGGGAGACACUUGUUGUAUUCGCUAUCAACUUGAAACAACUAAACGUUCAAAUGAAUAUGAGUAAUGUCAUGGGAAAUACAACUUGGACAACUAGUGGUUUGAAAAGCCAAGGCCGGCUUUCUGUAGGAAGUAACCGUGAUCGAGAGAUUAGCAUGUCUGUCGGUCUGGGAAGGUCACAGUUAGAUUCCAAAGGAGGAGUAGUUGGUGGGACCAUCGAUGUCAAUGCUUUGGAGAUGGUUGCUCAUAUUUCUGAACAUCCAAAUCAGCAACCCAGCCACAAAAUACAGAUUACCAUGGGUUCUACUGAAUCUCGGGUUGAUUACAUGGGCUCAAGUAUCCUCAUGGGUAUCUUCAGCAAUGCUGAUCUUAAGCUUCAGGAUGAGUGGAAAGUGAAUUUAUAUAACACCCUGGAUUCAAGCAUGACUGAUAAAAGUGAGAUUUUUGUGCAUGGAGACUUGAAGUGGGAUAUUUUUCAAGUAAUGAUAUCACGAUCAACCACACCAGACUUGAUAAAAAUAGGAAUGAAGCUCCAAGAAUUUUUCACACAACAGUUUGACACCAGCAAACGAGCUCUGUCGACCUGGGGACCUGUUCCUUAUCUUCCACCCAAGACCAUGACUAACAACCUGGAGAAAAAUUCACAAGAACAAUUGCUCGAUGCUGCGCACCACCGACAUUGGCCUGGGGUGUUGAAGGUGGUAUCUGGAUGCCAUAUAUCCUUAUUUCAGAUUCCAUUACCAGAAGAUGGGAUGCAGUUUGGAGGAUCCAUGAGCUUACAUGGAAAUCACAUGACCCUGGCUUGUUUUCAUGGCCCAAAUUUCCGUUCAAAAUCCUGGGCCCUUUUUCAUUUAGAAGAACCAAAUAUUGCCUUUUGGACUGAAGCUCAGAAAAUCUGGGAAGAUGGCUCUAGUGAUCAUUCUACAUAUAUUGUUCAAACACUGGAUUUUCAUCUGGGUCAUAAUACCAUGGUUACCAAACCAUGUGGUGCUCUGGAAAGUCCCAUGGCAACAAUAACCAAGAUAACGAGACGUCGCCAUGAAAACCCACCUCAUGGAGUAGCAAGUGUAAAAGAGUGGUUCAACUAUGUCACUGCCACGAGAAACGAAGAGCUAAACUUACUUCGUAAUGUUGAUGCUAAUAACAUGGAGAACAGUACUACUAUGAAGAAUUCUAGUUUGUUGAGUGGAUUCAGGGGAGGUUCUAGCUACAACCAUGAAACAGAGACUAUCUUUGCAUUGCCAAGGAUGCAGCUUGAAUUUAAAUCAAUUCAUGUUCAAGAACCACAGGAACCUUCAUUACAAGAUGCCAACUUGAAACCCAAGGUGGAAUGCAGUGUGGUGACAGAGUUCACUGACCACAUUUGUGUGACUAUGGAUGCUGAGCUCAUCAUGUUUCUCCAUGACCUAGUGUCAGCCUAUCUGAAAGAAAAAGAAAAGGCCAUUUUUCCACCUCGGAUUCUAUCUACUCGACCAGGACAAAAAAGUUCAAUUAUUAUGCAUGAUGAUAAUUCCUCUGACCGAGAUAGAGAAGACAGCAUCACUUACACCACUGUGGACUGGAGAGACUUUAUGUGCAACACAUGGCAUUUGGAGCCUACCCUUAGAUUAAUUUCUUGGACUGGAAGAAAGAUUGAUCCAGUAGGUGUUGAUUAUAUUCUUCAAAAACUGGGCUUUCACCAUGCCAGGACUACUAUUCCCAAAUGGCUGCAGAGAGGAGUGAUGGACCCACUGGACAAGGUGCUGUCUGUUCUCAUCAAAAAACUUGGCACUGCACUGCAGGAUGAAAAGGAAAAGAAAGGAAAAGACAAAGAAGAACACUAGAAUAGUAGCUUCAUCUGUGAAAAACCUGAUUGUGUCCGUUAAGUUUUAUUACACUGGAUUUAUUUUUCAGCAUAACUUUAAAUAUUACUUUAAAUAAUUCUAAUUUUGUGGCCAUUAUUGUAACAGUUUUAAAUUAAUGUGUUUAUUCUAGUUCUACCAUUCUGUAUACAGUAAAGUAGUGCAUGAAAAUAUAAAUUUUAUGGAAAACUAUAUAAAAUAUACACAUAAAAUUUAUGAUUGUUUUAUGUGCAGUAUAAUUCUGCAUUUAAAAUAUUUGCAGAGUAACUGAAUUUUUUUGUUAUUGGCCAUAACUUUUAGAAAAACUCUUGUUGAUAAUGUGAUGGGGGGGUCUUUUUUAUGUAGACUUGUAUAAAUAUCUAUUUGUAUAUAAUUUGAGUAAUUGUGAUGAUUGUAUACAACAAAAAUGUUGUUUGUAAUUAUUGUAAUAAAGUCACAAUAAUGGCUUCAGCCCA
Microtus ochrogaster (prairie vole) is the source of this 15726-nucleotide messenger RNA. It is a transcript of the gene Bltp1, whose product is annotated as KIAA1109 ortholog. Gene Ontology annotation, biological process: synaptic vesicle endocytosis. The record is from RefSeq and is a predicted model, not a curated record. The transcript has 86 exons. Lineage: Eukaryota; Metazoa; Chordata; Mammalia; Rodentia; Cricetidae. Bases 269 to 15253 code for a protein of 4994 amino acids.